CUCUCUCUCUCUCUCUCUCUCUCAAAAAAUAAAUAGAAGCCUAAAUAUUCUCUCUCUCUCCAUAAGCAAAGCAAAGUGAAGAGAAGGGAGCGUAGCUGAAGGGGGUAGAAAACAAUGGCUUCCACUUCAUCUGUAACUCUAUCUCAGGCCCUCUUUGCUCCAGCCAUCUCCCAUCAUGGCUCAGCCCAGUCUUCUGACCAUCACCGCCUCUCUUUUUCUACACCUUCCCUUCCCUCCUUUUCUGGUCUCAAGUCCACCUCUUCCUCCAUCCCGCGAGCCACCUCCUCUCUCCGCCGCCGCCUUGUCACGCUCCAACAAACCCGAAUCCGUGCAGCUGCAGUUGAGACCCUUGGUGCAACUUCCGAGACUUCAUUGGUUGAGAAAUCUGUAAAUACAAUUAGAUUUCUCGCUAUUGAUGCUGUGGAAAAGGCCAAUUCAGGUCACCCUGGUCUGCCUAUGGGCUGUGCCCCGAUCGGUCAUAUUUUAUACGAUGAAAUUAUGAGAUAUAAUCCUAAGAAUCCGUAUUGGUUCAAUCGCGAUCGCUUCGUCUUGUCUGCUGGCCACGGCUGUAUGCUACAGUAUGCUUUGCUCCACCUCGCUGGUUACGGUAGUGUCAAGGAAGAAGACUUGAAGAAUUUCCGUCAAUGGGGAAGCAAAACCCCUGGACACCCUGAGAACUUUGAGACACCUGGUGUUGAAGUCACAACUGGUCCUCUUGGACAGGGUGUUGCCAAUGCUGUUGGUUUGGCCCUUGCAGAGAAGCACUUGGCUGCUCGCUUUAACAAACCAGACAAUGAAAUUGUUGACCACUACACAUAUGUUAUAUUGGGAGAUGGUUGUCAAAUGGAAGGGAUUGCAAAUGAAGCUUGUUCCCUCGCUGGGCAUUGGGGACUAGGAAAGCUGAUAGCUUUCUAUGAUGACAACCACAUCUCCAUUGAUGGUGACACAGCAAUUGCAUUCACUGAGAGUGUGGACAAACGUUUUGAGGGUCUUGGGUGGCAUGUUAUCUGGGUGAAGAAUGGAAAUACUGGCUAUGAUGAUAUUCGUGCUGCCAUUAAGGAGGCCAAGGCUGUGAAAGACAAACCCACUUUGAUCAAGGUUACUACAACCAUUGGUUACGGGUCUCCAAACAAGGCAAACUCUUACAGCGUGCAUGGGAGUGCUCUGGGUGCCAAGGAAGUUGAUGCUACUAGGAAGAACCUUGCAUGGCCAUAUGAGCCUUUCCAUGUUCCAGAGGAUGUUAAGAAGCAUUGGAGUCGCCAUAUUCCAGUAGGUGCUGCGCUUGAAGCUGAAUGGAAUAAAAAGUUUGCCGAGUAUGAGAAGAAGUACAAGGAGGAAGCUGCAGAAUUGAAAUCUGUCAUCACUGGUGAACUACCGGCUGGUUGGGAGAAAGCACUUCCAACAUACACUCCAGAGAGCCCAGCAGAGGCUACCAGAAAUCUAUCUCAGGCAAACCUAAAUGCACUUGCAAAAGUACUCCCUGGACUUCUUGGUGGCAGUGCAGACCUUGCCUCUUCAAACAUGACCUUGUUGAAAAUGUUUGGGGACUUCCAAAAGGACACCCCUGAAGAACGCAAUGUCAGGUUUGGCGUCAGGGAGCAUGGAAUGGGAGCCAUCUGCAAUGGCAUUGCACUACACAGCCCUGGUCUGAUCCCAUAUUGCGCAACUUUCUUUGUUUUUACUGAUUACAUGAGGGCUGCUAUAAGGAUAUCUGCCUUGUCUGAGGCUGGAGUUAUCUAUGUUAUGACCCAUGAUUCAAUUGGUCUUGGAGAAGAUGGACCUACCCAUCAGCCAAUUGAACACUUGGCGAGCUUCCGUGCAAUGCCUAACAUUUUGAUGCUUCGCCCAGCCGACGGAAAUGAAACUGCCGGUGCUUACAAGGUUGCUGUCCUCAACCGCAAGAGACCCUCUAUCCUUGCACUCUCUAGGCAAAAGCUGCCAAAUCUUGCUGGAACCUCCAUUGAGGGAGUCGAAAAGGGUGGAUAUAUCAUUUCAGAUAAUUCUUCUGGAAACAAGCCUGAUGUCAUUUUGAUUGGAACUGGUUCUGAAUUGGAAAUUGCUGCCAAGGCUGCUGAGGAGCUUAGAAAGGGGGGCAAGGCUGUAAGAGUUGUCUCACUUGUUUCAUGGGAGCUUUUUGAUGAGCAGUCAGAUGCAUACAAGGAAAAUGUUCUUCCAGCAGCUGUAUCAGCUAGAGUUAGCAUCGAAGCUGGAUCAACAUUUGGAUGGGAGAAGAUUGUUGGAGCCAAAGGCAAGGCUAUUGGAAUUGACCGAUUUGGGGCAAGUGCACCAGCUGGUAAGAUAUACAAGGAGUUUGGCAUUACUGCAGAAGCUGUUAUUGCUGCAGCCAAAGAAGUAAGUUAGGCUGGAAGAUAUCUUUUUUAUUUGGAAUUUGGGGUUUGGGUUGAGAAUACAAUGAGGAGGUCAUUUCUGGGAUUGCUAUUCCACGACUAGGUAUCUUAGUCUCAAUAAAAUGGAAAAAGGAAUAAUACAAGAUUAGAUUUUCUUCUGUUGCUUACAACAUAGUUGGGAAGAGGAUAGUUAGAUUAUAAACAAUUGUUGAAUUUGUUAAACAACUCUUGGACUUUUCUUGAGUUUUGUAAUGUGCUGUGAUUUACUUGUAGUGAGGUUGAGAAUUUUUCCUUUACUACAUUUUAGUUUUUGCUUUAAUGCCCUGAUGAUUUAUAUUUUCCGUUGUGUUA
Messenger RNA from Hevea brasiliensis (rubber tree), 2699 nucleotides. RefSeq names its product transketolase, chloroplastic. Gene Ontology annotation, molecular function: transketolase activity. Gene Ontology annotation, cellular component: cytosol. Lineage: Eukaryota; Viridiplantae; Streptophyta; Magnoliopsida; Malpighiales; Euphorbiaceae. The coding region runs from base 115 to 2361 and encodes 748 amino acids. The transcript is spliced from 7 exons. Gene Ontology annotation, biological process: pentose-phosphate shunt. The record is from RefSeq and is a predicted model, not a curated record.